Messenger RNA from Nothoprocta perdicaria, 2694 nucleotides. It is a transcript of the gene PRKCZ, whose product is annotated as protein kinase C zeta. Bases 427 to 2205 code for a protein of 592 amino acids. Gene Ontology annotation, molecular function: ATP binding; protein serine/threonine kinase activity; protein binding. Gene Ontology annotation, biological process: protein phosphorylation. Lineage: Eukaryota; Metazoa; Chordata; Aves; Tinamiformes; Tinamidae. The record is from RefSeq and is a predicted model, not a curated record. The transcript is spliced from 19 exons.
GGCGACUUUGAGGCUGUAGGUCGGCCUGGACUUCCUUCCCCUGCGCGUUGCCGUCGUCCCCAGGCGACCGGAGUCCUCCCCGAACUUCCUCGCAGGACUUUGGACAACUUUCUGGGACGAGGCGGGCCCAGGGCCGGGGCGUUUUCCGUGGGGCCGGUGGCGAGGAAGGGGCCUCGGGACGCCGCUCGCCGAGGAUGGGCUGGAAAUAUUUUCGAAUUAGUUUGUAUGCGGAAUGGAGAAAACUUGUGAAUAAACAGCAUGCUUGCCCAGGAGCCCGCCCUUGAAGGAUGGUUGACUGUCAUCUGGAAAAGAUCUGAAUAUUUUCUACCUGAGAUCUUUUGCUUUGUAAUCAAAUGAGUUACCUCUCUGAAUGACCUGUCUGUGUAUUUGAAAUAUAGCCUUCACUUAAACAGUUGAAUUUAGAUCAUGCCUAGCAGAAUGGGCUCAAAAGUUGAUCUGAGCAGAGACUUCAUCAGGGUAAAAACACAUUAUAGUGGAGACAUACUGAUAGCAAACUUGGAUGCAUCAAUGAGCUAUGAUGAACUUUGUGAUGAAGUGCGUGAGAUGUGUUCUUUGCAACAGGAACAACCAAUUACCCUCAAGUGGAUUGAUGAUGAAGGUGACCCAUGUACCAUCUCAUCUCAGAUGGAACUGGAAGAAGCCUUCCGUUUGUAUUGUCAUAACAGAGAUGAAGGGCUGAUUAUUCAUGUAUUCCCGGGUGUUCCAGAGAAACCUGGUAUGCCUUGUCCAGGAGAAGAUAAAUCGAUCUACCGCCGUGGAGCCAGAAGAUGGAGGAAGCUGUACCGAGUCAAUGGGCAUUUGUUUCAGGCCAAACGUUUUAACAGAAGAGCAUACUGUGGCCAGUGCAGUGAAAGGAUAUGGGGUCUUGGAAGGCAAGGCUACAAGUGUAUCAACUGCAAAUUGUUGGUCCAUAAACGUUGUCAUAUACUUGUACCACUGACCUGCAGAAGGCAUAUGGAUUCAACCAUGCCUUCCCAGGAGCCUCAGUUAGAUGAUAAAAAUGAUGAAGCUGACGUUCCCUUAGAAGAGACUGAUGGAAUUCCUUACUUGCCUUCAAACCGGAAACAUGACAGCAUUAAAGAUGACUCUGAGGAUAUCAAACCAGUCAUUGAUGGAAUGGAUGGAAUUAAGAUUUCUCAGGGGCUUGGACUGCAGGACUUUGACUUAAUCAGAGUUAUUGGACGUGGAAGCUAUGCCAAAGUUCUUUUAGUUCGAUUAAAAAAGAAUGAUCAAAUUUAUGCCAUGAAAGUAGUGAAAAAGGAAUUGGUUCAUGAUGAUGAGGAUAUUGAUUGGGUACAGACAGAGAAACAUGUGUUUGAACAGGCAUCCAGUAACCCGUUCCUCGUUGGUUUACAUUCAUGCUUUCAAACAACAAGUCGAUUGUUUCUGGUCAUAGAGUAUGUAAAUGGGGGAGAUCUUAUGUUUCACAUGCAACGGCAAAGAAAGCUUCCUGAAGAACAUGCAAGAUUUUAUGCUGCUGAAAUUUGUAUUGCUCUAAACUUCCUACAUGAAAGAGGAAUAAUCUACAGAGAUUUAAAACUAGACAAUGUUCUUUUAGAUGCAGAGGGGCAUAUCAAAUUAACAGAUUAUGGCAUGUGCAAGGAAGGAUUAGGCCCUGGUGACACUACAAGCACUUUCUGCGGAACACCAAAUUACAUUGCACCAGAGAUCCUCAGAGGUGAAGAAUAUGGAUUCAGUGUGGACUGGUGGGCUCUUGGUGUAUUGAUGUUUGAAAUGAUGGCGGGAAGGUCUCCAUUUGAUAUCAUUACUGACAAUCCAGACAUGAAUACUGAAGAUUACCUCUUUCAAGUUAUUCUUGAAAAGCCAAUCCGGAUUCCAAGGUUUCUUUCUGUUAAGGCCUCCCAUGUCUUAAAAGGAUUUUUAAACAAGGAUCCCAAAGAAAGGCUUGGAUGUCAGCCACAGACAGGAUUUUCUGAUAUCAAGUCUCACACGUUUUUUCGCAGCAUAGACUGGGAUCUGCUGGAAAAGAAGCAAACAAUGCCUCCAUUUCAGCCACAGAUCACAGAUGAUUAUGGUUUAGAUAACUUUGAUACACAGUUCACCAGCGAACCUGUGCAGCUAACCCCGGAUGAUGAAGAUAUAAUAAAGCGGAUAGAUCAGUCAGAAUUUGAAGGAUUUGAAUAUAUUAAUCCCUUGCUGCUGUCAACAGAAGAAACAGUAUGAAGGCAUGUCAUCUGUGAUGUGGACAAUGUGAAUGACCUUUUAAAUUUAUCCUUAACUACAGUAUAUGCAUGCGAGGCUGGGAACUGUAAGAUUUUGGAUGGAGACCAAUGAUUUUUUUAAAAAAUUGCUGCUGAAAGUCAAAGAGGAGACUAAUGAUUUUGGUGGGCGUCUUCCACUACCUAAUGGUUCUUAAUUUUGGGGCACUGACAAAACUGGCUACAUUAAUGAAGGAAUUUACAUUUUGUGCCUGUUUCAUGAAGAAUCAAAAACAUUCAUUGCAUCCUCAAAGAAAAAGAGAUUCUGAAUGACUUGGAGAUCUUCACUCUUUCUACAAAUAAUUGAUGCAAUGAAUUACCAUUUGAAGAAUAUUAGUGUAACAUCCUGAAGAAUAAAUGUAUUACGGUGGUGUUGAAGCUUAUUUUUGAUGCCUUUUUUUCCACAAGUGAUACCUGUCUAAGUGUCUCAGAUAUAUUUAAAAGGAGUUGUGUU